GGUGUCCCACGUGUGUGUGUGUGUGUGUGUGUGUGUGUUUACAUCACCCCUCAGAGGUCUCAGCAAGUCUGUCGUUCAUGCUGAUGGCUGUCGAGACUGGCCUGGCCGUCAAAAUAUACAGGUACACCAGGGACUUCGUCCAUUUGAUCGGCUAACGUGUUUGCUGCCUGUACUUUCGAGGCACUAGAAGCACCAAAUCUGUGAAGCCCCCGACAGGAGCAGGAAAACCGGAGCAGGCUGGGCCACACUAGUCGUGCAUUAUGCCUCGCAGGAAAUUGGGACGUUUGACCAGAAAAAAUAGGAGGGAGGCCAAGACUCGGACUGUUACUGAGCAACACCCACAAUGCUUUGUUAUCACCAGAGGCAAUGCUGGGCCAACUCUCAGCAAAUUAAUGCAAGAUUUUCGCAAUGUGAUGGAACCUAACACAGCCUCCAGACUCAGGAACACCAAGAGGAACUCACUCAAGGACUUCGUAGCCAUAGCAGCUACCCUGCAUGUGACACACCUGGUCAUUUUUACUCAGACUAAAUUGGGCAUGUAUCUCAAGCUGUGUCGGCUGCCUCAUGGACCUUCACUCAUCUUCAGGAUAAACAACUUUGCACAGUGUAAAGAUGUAUUGUCAACCAUUAAGAAGCAACAUACCAAUCCUGGCAUGUACCUGAUGGGACCAUGCCUGAUGACCAAUUUGCAGCCUGAAGAGGGGGAUCUACAACUCCAGCUUGUAGCCAAGAUGUUCCUUGACAUGUUCCCUACCAUCACUCCACAUGAGGCCAAGACAAAAUCCAUUCAGCGGUGUUGUUUGAUACACUUUGAUGCUGAGGAAGGAGUCUUCGAUUUCCGUCACUAUGCCAUCCAGGUUGUUCCUGUUGGGCUCUCAAAAGCUGUAAAGAAAUUUAAAAAAAGGAAGUUACCCGACCUCAGCAAUUUUACUGAUGUAUCUGAGUUUAUGACCAAAUCUGGCAUGCUGUCUGAGAGUGAGGCAGAAGAUGACCCCUCAGCUCAGGUCACAGUGCCACCCUCCAAAAAGGCAUCAAAGAAACUUGGGCCACAGAAGUCAUCAGUGAGAUUAAGUGAGCUGGGCCCAAGGCUGACACUUCAGUUAAUGAAAAUUGAAGAAGGGUUACUGGAAGGAAAAGUAUUGUAUAGCAGCCUAUACAUCAAGUCUGCAGAGGAAAAGUUAGAACUGGAGAAAAGAAGGAGAGUUAAAAAACAACUUAAAGCAAAGAGGAAAAAAGAACAGGAAGAAAAUGUUGAGGCUAAGAAAAAGAAGAAAGAGGAACAUAAGAAGAAGUGUCUUGAGGGAAUGAGUUCCAAGAAGGAAAAUAGAGGAAAGGCAGAGGCAGAAGAAGAGGAUGAUGAUGAUGAUGAUGCACAGUAUUUUAGAGAAGAAGUUGGAGAGGAACCAGAUACAGAUCUCUUCCAAAAGAAAGAUGUACCUCUGCACAAAAGGAAAAGGACUGGUGGUAAACCUCCUAGGAAGAAGCUCAAAAGUAAAUAGAUAUAUUAUACAGAUUAAGGAUCAUAGAAGCCUAAUUGUCAUGUAUGAUUAUCUUCUGUACCAACACCAUUGUGAUAAGAUUUUAUAAACCUGAUGAUGUAAAUGGCAAGUGUGAAGUAUUCAUCAUCUGUGUAAUCUGUCAUUAUGGUAUAGAAGUUGAUCAGAAAGGCAAUGAGAAUUUGACAUCUUUUGAGAGAUCAUAGGUCAAGACAAAAUUUUCAAAUAAAGACAUGAACUUGAGGGACAAUAUAUGAUCAUUAUCUGUGUGAGAAUAAAACUGGGAUGAUAGAUGUAGGAAAACUAAGAAGAAAUAGGGUGAGUUGCUGUAUAUUCAUUAAGCUGAAUUGCCAACCUUAAGGAAGACCAAGUAUGCCUCACUGUAAAUUGACUGGUUUCAGACAUUGUUAGUUUCUCAUGCUGUCAAUAUAGUUUUUGCUCUUAGCUCAUGUUUUGGUGUCAAGUCCCUUCAUGAAAUACAGUACAUGAUGUUUUGGGAAUCUCAUAUUCCUCUGCCACUUUUUAUUUUUACUUUUUUUCCUAAUAUAAAUAAAAAAUUUCCUCCAUGUAUGUAGAAAGAUUUUUUUUUAUUUAAUUUAUUUAUUUUUGUUGGGGUGGGGGAGGGAAACUACGUUUCUGUGUUCUGCAUUCCAUUUUUUUUUUUUUUUUUUUGGCUUGGCUUUAAUCUGAUGAAUAUCUCUUACUUUUCUCAUUCAGAAUCUAGUAAUUAAACAGAAAAGAAACAGGGGAGUGGAUACGGAUAAAUAGAGGACAUAUACUUUUGUCUGUUGUAAUAUUGACAGGAUUUGUGGUCAGGAAUUGAAUUCUGUAUUCUCAUGUAUGGUGAAAACACUUUGUUGUUACAUUUUAUAAUUAAAAUUGACAAAAAUGCAAAA
Messenger RNA from Scylla paramamosain (green mud crab), 2392 nucleotides. Its product is annotated as suppressor of SWI4 1 homolog. The transcript is spliced from 9 exons. Gene Ontology annotation, molecular function: rRNA binding. Gene Ontology annotation, cellular component: preribosome, large subunit precursor. The record is from RefSeq and is a predicted model, not a curated record. Gene Ontology annotation, biological process: rRNA processing; ribosomal large subunit assembly. NCBI's taxonomy places the organism in Eukaryota, Metazoa, Arthropoda, Malacostraca, Decapoda, Portunidae. The coding region runs from base 261 to 1499 and encodes 412 amino acids.